Molecule: messenger RNA, 2849 nt
Organism: Solea senegalensis (Senegalese sole)
Lineage: Eukaryota; Metazoa; Chordata; Actinopteri; Pleuronectiformes; Soleidae
Gene: grik6
Product: probable glutamate receptor
Exons: 11
Coding region: 1205-2614 (469 amino acids)
Biological process (GO): modulation of chemical synaptic transmission; synaptic transmission, glutamatergic; monoatomic ion transport
Cellular component (GO): dendritic spine; plasma membrane; postsynaptic membrane
Molecular function (GO): transmitter-gated monoatomic ion channel activity involved in regulation of postsynaptic membrane potential; AMPA glutamate receptor activity
Source: RefSeq, a predicted model, not a curated record
UCAAGAUGGCUUGAAAAAUACGCCCCUUUGGAAAAAAGCACCCGAGCCAACCAGAGGCCGCCGCUGCUCCGCGCUGUCAACGCGCACCGAGCUCUGAUUGGUUGACAUACGAAAGCGAACUCAUCGAACUCGUUCUGGAGCUCAUCACACGAACAAGCGACGGCAAAAACAACGACACAUUAUAUUCCGCGCCUUUAUGGCCUCAUCCUCAGCUCCCUUAUCCCAAAAUGUACCUGUUACACACACCUGUCAUUUGUAGGGAAGAUUAGGACUUAAACCACCCCGCAUUUAAAUGUUAUAUAAUAUAGACAAGGCCUGGGAUAUGUGGACAAAAAUAUUAUUACCAUCAAACAUUUUUAAAGCCGUGGAUAUUGAUAACUACAAUAUUAGUCAGACUGUUUGUAUUAUUGCUAUUAUAGUGUACUUUGAACACAUGAUCUUAUUCAUCUGGUUGGAUUCAAGGUUCAAGAAUUAUUUAUUGUCAUUAUGCAUACACAUACCGGAAUUUCGUUUGGUAACUUUCAGCUUCGAAAAGACCUUGGGAAAGAGAAACAAUAUAAAUAGUGUAGUAUAAACUGCCUUGUACAUAAAUAGUGAAAAUGCUGUUUAUUACCAUAAAUCUACAUGUUUCACUUCAAUUUCUUAAAAUUUCGGAUAAGUCUGAUUAUAUUCUCUGUUCAUUUGUUAAUUGUGUUUUUGAAUACAUUCUAUCUUCCUAGAGCCCAAAGGAUUUAUUGAAAUCCUUUUCAGCUCAACAGUUCAAGGCACAGACAGAUUUUGUUUGCUUUUAUACUGUUUGUGAUAAUUAAAGCAGCAAAUUCUCACAUUUGAAGAGUCGAAAACAGUCGUGUUUUUGCUGUAACAUGGCAGAAGAUCAUACAUUGACAAGCAGAAUAGUUACAGAUUACCUUCCCCUUGGUUCAAUAACAUAUAGAUUUUAGUGAACUCAUUGCAGCUCUUGUCCACUACCAGUUUAUCUGAAGCCUGUACUUCUUACCUGUACCAGGAACGAGUGAAGACCCAUGUGAAAAAGUUGGAAGCUCUAUGUUCAUAAUUCAUGCUGCUUCUCCCCAACCCUUGAAAAUCCCAUAACUCUCUCCACCCACAAAUAAUUUGGUAGCUGCCUUUACACAUUUGAAAGCGAAGAACUUCAGAUCACGCUGCAUUACAGUCGCCACCAGUCACAUCUCGGACUCUCGGCAGGAUGCAAACCAGCAGAGACAAGAUGCUGUAUGGAUUCUUUAUAUUUUCUUUUGGGAUUUUCAUGGACGUGGGAUUAUGUACUGCAGUGCAAACAGAACUGAGAAUCACAACUAUAAAGCAAGACCCAUAUACAAUUUCCAAGGGCACAUACCUGGAGGGCUUCUGCAUGGACCUGCUGUCUGAAGUGGCCAAGAGAGUGGGCUUCAAGUACAGAGUGCACCUGGUGAAAGACAGUUCAUACGGCCGGCAGGAUGACACCGGGUACUGGAAUGGCAUGAUUGGAGAGGUAGUGAGAGGGGAGGCGGAUCUUGCCAUUGCGCCGCUAACUCUCACUGCAGCUCGGGAGAGAGUUGUGGGCAUGACCAAACCGUUCAUGCAAACGGGAAUCAGCAUCCUACUGAGGAAGGACGUCUCAGAGGAAUCCGGCGUCUUUGAUUUCCUGACCCCCUUUGCGGCACACACUUGGGUUGGCAUACUCAUCGCCUAUGUGGGGACCGCCGCGGCCAUCUUCAUAGUCGCCAGACUCAGCCCGUGUGAGUGGCGCCAGCCUCAAAGUGAGGAGAACAGAUUCAGCCUCCUCCACAGCCUGUGGUACACAGCUGGAGCUCUCACUCUGCAAGGUGUUGGUCCACACCCCAAAGCUCUGUCAGGGCGCGUCAUUAGCUGCAGCUUGUGGCUGUUCACUAUCGUCCUCCUGGCGUCUUACUUCUCCAACCUCAGCUCGUUGAAGAGCCCUGAAUCCUCUCAGCUGAUGGUAAAAGGGUUUGAAGACUUGGCCAAUCAGGAUACAACUGAGUAUGGCUGCCUCGCUGGCUCAUCCACCCUUGCCUUCUUUAAGAAUUCAAACAACCCAGUGCAUCGCAGAAUCUAUGAACACAUGGAGAGAAGUAAAAGUUUUGUGUCAUCUAUGGAUGAGGGUGUCCGGCGUGUGAAAGAGGGCAACUACGCCUUCAUCGGAGAGUCUGUCUCUCUGGAUUUGGCAGUAGCACGGUACUGUGACCUGGUUAGAGCUCAUGAAGUCAUUGGCAUGAGGGGCUACAGCAUCGCUACCACUAUUGGGUCUCCACUCAUAAAGAACCUCAGUGUGGCAAUCCUUCAGCUGAGUGAGGCUGGAGAGCUGGCUUAUCUGCAAAGCAAGUGGUGGGCCAGCAGCUGCACGGCAGACAGGGCCAAGUCUUCGGCUGUGCAGCUGCACGACCUCAGAGGGAUGUUCCUGGUUCUUUCCCUGGGUGUAGGGCUGGGAGCGCUGCUGGCUGUUCUGGAGCUCGCCUCCAAGAGUCGCAGAACUGCAGACGUGCAAAGGAAAUCCUGCUGCACUGUGCUGACUGAAGAACUGAGUCUGCGCUUGAGGGCCACCGGUGCGAGCACAUCCUCCCAGGAAAACACUGACAUAAAUAAAGAAAAGGCAUAGAAGUGAUGUAGGAACUAGGAUCACUUUGUAAUAUCUGACAGAAACAUUAACAUAGUACUUUUUUUUUUUUUGAACGUUCUAACUUUUACACCAUAAGAUAAAAAAAAACCUCACACUUCGAUAAAAUAAUUAGUUUAUUGAUCAACACUUGACUUUAUCAAAUACAUACUACAGUUUGAAAAAAGCAAACGUUAUAGUGAAGAAAAUUGAGAAAAUUCUGAUUAACAAAAAGCAA